Molecule: messenger RNA, 2674 nt
Organism: Lytechinus variegatus (green sea urchin)
Lineage: Eukaryota; Metazoa; Echinodermata; Echinoidea; Temnopleuroida; Toxopneustidae
Product: transmembrane protein 209-like
Exons: 14
Coding region: 156-1904 (582 amino acids)
Cellular component (GO): membrane
Source: RefSeq, a predicted model, not a curated record
GGUACCAUUCAAAACGCGGGAUCGCGGGAUGUGGAUUGUAUUCCGUUAUAUCACUUUUGCCUGUGAAUUCAUUGUUUUCCUGAUAAUUUUAGAUAUUGUAGCUGUUCUAUACUUCUUUGAGUUGUUCUGAACUACUAAACCUGGUGAAGUCCAUCAUGUUACGAGCAGGCCUCGGGAGCACUGCCACUGCCACCCCUGUCACAGAGAAGACUCUGAAACGGAAGACAGAGAAUCAGUUGGCUAAUCGGGCUCUGCUAUGGUUUGCUAUCAACUUCAUCCUGGCUGUAUUCUUCUUCCUGGAAAUGACAUUUAGCUCCACGAUUGAUUUCUUUGAGCUGAGCCAUCCGUCUGUCUGGUACGUCACGUGUGCCUUCACUGUACUCUUUACAUUCAAUUCAUUGGUGGAUCUGUGGCGCUAUGUCAUCCCCACUCUUCAGGGGAUGCGGCAUCCCAUUGCCUUGUCACCGGUGGAGAAGAGCAUGCUUGGUGUCCAAGACAAUGCUGUUGGUUUCAAGCUUUCCCGUCAAAGGAUAGCAUCUGCUCCUGCCAACCUGUACAGCUCCCACCAGUCGCCAUCCUCAUCGUCCCCAUCGGUGAAACCUCCCAGUCACUACCUCUACUCCAACACAACCACCGGUAGCCCAGGGGCUAGUCCGUCCUUGAUGGGUGCAUAUGGCACCCCCAGGCUCACGCCGAACAGUGCUUACAAGGGCCAGUACUCUCCAGGAGCUUCCCCUUCAUCACAGGGGAGCUUCAUCUCGAUGACUGGACAUUCUUUCAAUCAGACUCCAGGAAGCACCCCUCAUACUCCAGCUGUUUCUUCAUCAGUUCUGUUCAGAGAUACCAGUGGAAGUGGUGGAAGUCAUCUUAGACCCAGACACAAAUCAUCCCCAAUCAGGCACUCCCCUUUGAUGACACCAGAUACAGUUAUUUCUGAUGAGGCUGCUUUAAGAAGCUACUUAUCUUCAUACGAGGAGAAAGAAAAGAAAAACAUGCUUGGAAUGCCAGACCAAUCGCCAAACAGUAGCCCGUCCUUCUGGGCCUACAACCGUUCUGCUGCCGACUUCACCUACCUGCUGGGCAAGUAUCAGUACCAGCUGGCCAGUAGGUCCCCUCAGUCUCCGGCCACUGGACGGGGUAAGGAUGACCAGGACUAUCCCGCUACAUAUGGAGCUGAGGAGGCCUGGGAGAAGCUAGAGGUGGACAGGGAGACCCUUGACCGGUGGAUUGCCAAUCUAAGACAGUGGUUGAGUCAGACUGUACUUGCACCCAUUGUCAAAGAGAUAGACAAUGUCAACAAGACACUCCAGAGGCUUGGACAUGGGGAUCUUCAGAUAGGGGAUACGAGUAUAUCAGCUCUUCGUCAGGUUGCAAUUUUGAAGAGCCAGCAUGUACCUUCCCUCAACGUCCUGCUCUCGUACCUUGACAUAUCAUCCAACCAGGAAUACAUUAUACAGAGAUACAGAGACCUUGCUCGAGGUGGUUACAUCUGUGAGUUCCGCUGGGAUCAGGGUGGAGAGUAUAAGGGCCGCAAGUGGCAGAAGGAUUUGCCUACUGACUGUGUGCUUGUACUCCAUGCUCUAUGCACCUAUCUGGAUUCCUGCCUACCACCCCACCCUAAGCAUCCAGAUGGAAAAAUCUUUACUGACCAAUACUUCAUGAAGAUGCCUGACAAACCAGAUCUGAAAAAGGAGAAUUUGCUGCUCUUCCAAUCCAAGAUCAAUCCACCUCACUACAAGGUUAUACUUGGUGAUGAUACAUGGGACCUUCCAAAGGGAAGAAACAACUUAUUUCAAGCUAUCCUCUUAUUUCUGCAUCAUAUCAAAACCAAAGAGAAUGGAAUGUUGGGGAGGGUGAACCUUGGACUAUCAGGGGUCAAUAUACUCUGGGUGAUUGACAGCUGAGAUGGACCAAUCAGAACUCAUGAAGGGCAAAAAGUAGGCGGAGCUUAACAGCAGGCAACCAAUGACCAAAGUUGAAAAAAGUUAUGAAACUGGCAAGUUUAUUGAGACUGUUUCCAAAGGUUAAUAGAAGGAGAAGGAUUUCAAGUGCUGAUGCAAUUAUUUCAUUUGAUGGCGUCUUGAAUGAUAGGAAGAUGAUAAAGAAAUUAACAGGAAUUUGAUGUGCGAAGAGAAGAAAAACUGAUAGAGAAAAAUUCAUUCUGAUGAACCGAUGAAUGGUAACUUGUGACAAGAGUUUAGUUUCCGAGUAAUGUUGGAUGUGAAGUGACAUGUGGUCCAUAAAUAUUUUGUACCACACUUUAUCCUAAUGGGAUGAAAGCUAUCAAAUACCUUCUCCAUCUUAUCUUCCCAACUGACCCAUUUCGACUGUACAGAAGUGUCUUGCAUCUUUCAUAGUACUAAUCUUACGUAUAUCGUCACUGGGAUAUUAAAAAAAAAUCCCUUCAAUCUCAAACUUUAAAAAUGUAGAAAGCAGCUCAGAAAAGUCUGUAUUUUUAGAAAUGGCAAUGAUUAGCAACCUCAUAUUGCUUAAAAACAUUCUCUUAACAUCAAUAGGGUUUAAUGGAACGAAAGCCAUCAACCGACUUCCAUGCAUGCAGCAACAAUAAUUUUCUCUGUCUCCUGUAUUUUCUUGACAUUAUUUAUACAAUAUAGUGUAGAGAAUGAGCCAAUUCAACCCUUGAUUUGCCUAAUGCAGGGACUGUGAUUUUUUU